Saxophila tyrrhenica is the source of this 1788-nucleotide messenger RNA. RefSeq names its product Increased rDNA silencing protein (gene IRS4). Gene Ontology annotation, molecular function: protein binding. The transcript has a single exon. NCBI's taxonomy places the organism in Eukaryota, Fungi, Ascomycota, Dothideomycetes, Mycosphaerellales, Extremaceae. The record is from RefSeq and is a predicted model, not a curated record. Bases 1 to 1788 code for a protein of 595 amino acids.
AUGCAAGCGCCGAGGAGUCCAUCCCGGACGCCUUCCUACGCCAGCACCGCUGAGACUGGAACGAGCCCGCGCAAUGCCGCCCUCCUGGGAGCAGCGACUGCCUUUGGGCGACCACCAACCAAAGCGAGGGCCCAGGAGAAGACACCCAGCGGAGUAAACAGUGCUUUAGCAGCGGCAGCGAGAGCUGGAACCAGCAGUCCGUCACCAAAUGCCAGGCUGAAAUCGCCAGCUCCACCUCUUCAGCGGCAGACAACUGGCGAGAGCGUGCGAAGUGUGAAGAGCAGUGCAGACAGACUUUCACUGGGCGCGAGCCGAACAGCACGCCUUGGAGUGCCGGAUCCGGUGAAAGAGCCUUCCAAGUCACCUUCAAGGCAAGCUGCUUCAUUUGCUGCUGCCAGCACGCCUCAGCCCUCGGCCCCGAAUGUCAAUAUCGCGACAAGCAGCGCACGAGCGGACGAGGUGCGGGGACCUCCGGUAGGAUCAAAGCCGCGAUCGUUUCGCACACAGCAGCCGCAGAAUGGCAAUCAAGACAGCAAGCAAACAGACUCCUCGCCGAUACCGCCCACGACCUCGCUGGUUGACUUGUUUGAGCGCAAGUCUCGCACUCCUGAAGGGAAGAGGCCGGAGCCUGUGGUCAUCAAACCAUCCAGUCAGCUGGCAUUGAGAUCGCCAAAACCUACUAGGCAAUCUGGAGGCAUCACAUCCUUGUUUGAGAUGGAGUUGGCGGGUAAGGGAGGUCUGUCGAAGAGCAGCCAGCACAACGAUUCCGCUUCGCCGCCUGUGCUUCGCCCACCUGAAUCUAGGCGAUCUUCGAGUGGCUCAUACGCAUCUGCUUCUGAGGACCCACUAAGGGAGACUUCUCCCAUCAGGCGAAGUCCCUCUACCGUCCGUGGCCCAAGCAGGAACCGGAAAGGCACGGAGCCGCCAAUGACCCAGUCACGCAACUCUACCGUCCAAGCCGUGCGCAUACCACAUGCCGUAGCCGGCAACGUUGCUGUACGAGCAGAGUCACUCGCGCCAUCUUCAGCAUCCGCCAAAUCAAUACCGGCCCAAUACCAUCACAUGUAUCCUGCACGCAAAAUGACGCCAAGCAUGACAGGAGACCAGCUGGCCGAUGCCAUGGUUGCUGGCAGUCUUGCUUCUUCACGCGCGCCAUCACCCCGCAAGAUGGACCCUCCGCCACCGCCGACUAGGCGCCACAAGCACAUUGCGAACCUUGGAUUCUCUCGAACUCCGAGCCCUACAAAAAGUGGUAUGCGGCACACGAUGCGAAAGGAGGAGUCCGAAAGCUCCGAUGACAGCGACGAGUUACACCCUUACGGAAAGCACAAGAAAAAGCGACACCUGCGGAAGCAUCCAAACAAGCACCACGAGGGCGAUCGCAAGCGAUGGCGCGAUGCGGUGACUGAGCGCGAGAGAAAGCGGUACGAAGGUGUAUGGGCCGCCAACAAAGGCUUGCACUGCUCUUUCACUCUUGAAGAACAGAUGAAAUUCCGGAAGUCACCUAAAUCGCAGCAGACGGUUGAUGUCCGAGAGGCUGCUGCUGACCAAGUCUCGAACAUCAUUGCUCGAGACAUCUGGAAUCGGUCUCGACUGCCGCCGGCUGAAUUGGAGACUGUCUGGGACCUUGUGGACACCGGAGGCAUUGGCCGCUUGAAUAGGGAGGAGUUUGUCGUUGGCAUGUGGCUCAUCGAUCAGCGACUGAAGGGCCGCAAGCUGCCCGUGAAAGUCAGUGGCACUGUUUGGGCGAGUGUGAAGGGGUUGCAGGGCAUUAAAAUUAAGAAAUAG